AUGGCCAUUGCACUUCCCGAACACGAAUGCGAGGAAGAAAAACCUAAGGCAUUACCAUGGGCAAUGACCAAAAUCCUAAUCGAUGGGGGUAGCUCCGCCGAGAUCCUGUACUAUGAAACAUUCAAACAGAUGGGUCUUAGACACGAUUGCCUAAUACCCUCUACUUACAACAUAUUUGGAUUUAACGGCUCUUCAACCCGCCCAAGGGGUGAGGUGACAUUGGAAAUCUGGAUGGGAAAAAUCCUCACCUUAACCACUUUCUGUGUGGUAGAUGUACUAUCACCCUACACAACCAUCGUCGGUCGAUCCUGGGUCCAUGGGAUCAAGGGGGUGGCCUUGACUUACCAUCAAAGGCUAAGGUUCCCAACACCCGAUGGAGUUGCGGAAAUCGUCGGAGACUCUAGCGAGGCAAAGUAUUUCCACGAGAUGGAACGACGACAACAAAGUAAACUCUGCAAAAGCAAAAAAGAGGAGAGCCAAGAACGCCAAGAACCAGGCUGA
Messenger RNA from Papaver somniferum (opium poppy), 501 nucleotides. RefSeq lists its product as uncharacterized. The transcript has a single exon. Bases 1 to 501 code for a protein of 166 amino acids. The record is from RefSeq and is a predicted model, not a curated record. NCBI's taxonomy places the organism in Eukaryota, Viridiplantae, Streptophyta, Magnoliopsida, Ranunculales, Papaveraceae.